Microbotryum saponariae is the source of this 3915-nucleotide messenger RNA. The record is from the annotation of a GenBank genome assembly. NCBI's taxonomy places the organism in Eukaryota, Fungi, Basidiomycota, Microbotryomycetes, Microbotryales, Microbotryaceae.
AUGACGGACGCCGCUGCUGCCCCCAAGUACAAGAAGCGUGUCAUCCAAGAGAGCUCGUCCGAUGAGAGUGGCGAUGAGGAUGAUGUGCCUUUGGUACGUGCAUCGUUCCGCUUCGCUUGCCAUGCUCUGCCACCUUCGCCCUUUGUCGCUUGUCGCUUGUCGAGUCGUCGAGUCGUCGCUCGCCCGCCGCCGACCACUUGCGACUCUGGCACUCGGGCGCCAUCUCGACGUCGACGGUCGACACGAGCAGCCUUCGAGCACGACCGCGAUGAAUACAGUUAUCGUGAUGCUUGUCAGGGACCAGUUCCGCGAAUGUGCACCUCACCUGUACUCUGUCCGACCUGUCUGCCACCCUCGCUACUCUUGCCCGAGCUUGGGUGGCCAUCGCAACGCGUCAAUGUGACUGGAGAGCGUCGCCGCCCCAUCGCCUUUGGACACGGCGCACGACACGCCGAGUCCGGUUCGCUUUUUUGGCGCCCAAGUCCCGUCGUCGCCGGCACCGUUGCCGUCGAAUGCCCAGUCCACUCAACUCGGGACCCAUCUUCGGGUCCACACCUUGACGCUCCGUUACACGCAACUGUACUGUAUACUGAUGUUCUCGCUUCGCCCACCACGCCCUACCACCACCGCCACCAUCCCUCCCAUCAUUUUCACAGACCAAACGUCCCAGACCCGAACUUUCAUCCAACGGCCACCAUGCCGCCAUUGGCAACGGCUCCUCCGCACCCGCGGCCCCGGCACCCAUCGUCGAGAUGAAGGAUGGCACAAGGACGAGCGCAUCCGCUUCGACCGCGACCAUGAGUGACCUCUUGUUCGCCGCCGCCGCCGCUGCCAAUGCCGAUUCGUCGACGAACCAGGACAAGAAGAUUUCCAUCUUCACGACCGGCGAUUCGGACGACGACGACGGCGACGACGACGGCGACGACGACGACGAAGACGAAGACGAAGAUGACGCACCUCUCGCGUUCAAACAAAAGAAGCAGCCGACGACGACGACGACGACGACGAAAAAGAUCAACAACGGCUACCAGUCCGACUCGGACUCCGAUUCGGAUCAAGCCGCGCUCAAGACCCAGGUCAAGAAGCACGUCGCCAAAGAGGCCAUGGUCGCCAGGCAGGUCGAAAAGUUGUCCAAGCGCGUCGACAGGGAAGAAGCCGACGACGACGAUUCGUCCGAGGACGAAAAGCCUCUGGCCACCAAGGCAAAGGCCAAAGCCAAGCCGGCCACCACCAAGAAAGCCGCCGCACCCCGGGCUAGCUCGUCCAAGGCGAAAGCGUCCAAGCGCAAGAACGAUGCUUCGGACGACGAGGAGAAGGAUGACGAUGAGGAAGACUCCGACCAAGAACCGCUGUCGAAAAAGACCAAGAAAGCCCCUGCCAAGAAAGCGACAAAGUCCGUCCCGACAAGCAAGAAGGCGACGCCCGUUCAGAAGGGAUCCGCCGCGAGCAAGGUCGAUAAGAAGCCCAAGAAAGAGGAGUCGGUCACGCCUGCCAAGCUCGCCCUCAAUAAGGGCAAAGGCAAAGGCAAGGGCAAGCACGACGACGACGAAGACGUCAAGACUGAGAACGGCGACGGCGAGGAGGGGGCCUACAAGUGGUGGGAGGACCAGUCGAACGACGGUACGACCAAGUGGAAAACGCUCGAGCACAACGGUGUCAUGUUCCCGCCCGAAUACGAGCCCCACGGGGUCAAGAUGAAGUACGAGGGCAAACCCGUCGAUCUGCCACCAGAGGCCGAGGAGGUCGCGUCCUUUUUUGCUGCGAUCCUCGAGACCGACUACGUCAAGAACCCGGUCUUCGUCAAAAACUUCUUCGACAGCUGGCUCGGUGUGCUCAAAGCUUUUCCCCCCCGGGACGGAACCAAGAUCACCACGUUCGAAAAGUGUGAUUUUACGCCCAUCUUUGCCCACCUCGAGACGGAGAAGGCCAAGAAGAAGGAGAUGACGGCUACGCAGAAGAAGGAAGCCAAGGCGAUUCGAGAUAUUACGGAAGAACCGUACAAGACGUGCCUGCUCGACGGGCGCAAGGAGAAGGUCGGCAACUUCCGCAUCGAACCCCCUGCGUUGUUCCGUGGUCGUGGCGAGCACCCCAAGACGGGUUUGCUCAAGGUGAGCAACCUAUCGCGGCAUCACUCGGUAAAGGUGAGCAAGAGAACUAACCGAGUAUGUGCUUGUUUGAGCAGACCCGUGUCCGUCCCGAGCAAAUCACGAUCAACAUUGGCAAGGUUGCCAAGGUCCCCACGCCCCCCGCAGGCCACAACUGGAAGAGUGUCGUGCACGACGACACGGUCACAUGGCUUGCGACGUGGAAGGAAAACGUCAACGGCAAUGUCAAGUGAGUUUUUUCGAGUGUGUUGGUGCACUUCAUCUCGACUGGUUGCUAAUCUCCGACUUCCUCAUACCGUAGGUACGUCUUCCUCGCUGCCGGCUCAUCGUUGAAGGGUCAAUCCGAUUUGAAAAAGUUCGAAAAGGCCCGCGCGUUGAAGGACCACGUCGCCCGCAUCCGUCGCGACUACACCGCCGAUCUCAAGGACAAGGAGAUGGUCGUUCGCCAACGUGCGACAGCGAUCUACCUCAUCGAUCGCUUCGCGCUGCGUAACGGAAACGAGAAAGGCGAGGAUGAAGCGGACACGGUCGGGUGCUGCUCGCUGCGUUUCGAACAUGUCACCUUGACGCCGCCGACCAAGGUCACGUUCGACUUCCUCGGUAAGGAUUCGAUCCGCUACGUCAACGAGGUUGAGGUCGACGAGCAGGUCUUCAAGAACCUCAAAAUCUUCAAAAAGGAGCCCAAGACCAUUGGCGACUUGCUGUUCGACCGACUGAGUGUGAGUGCACUUGGACAUGAGCAAUACGUCCAUGUUGCGAUCAACUAAGUGCUUAUUUGAGCGUGCACAGACGAGUACCGUGAACAAGUACCUCAACUCGUACAUGGACGGUCUAACGGCCAAGGUCUUCCGUACCUACAACGCGUCGUACACGUUCCAAGAGCAGCUCAAGGACACCCCCGCUGACGGCUCGAUAGCGGACAAGAUCCUCGCUUACAACCGAGCGAACCGACUCGUCGCCGUGCUUUGCAACCAUCAAAGGAGUGUCAGCAAGGGGCAUGGCCAAAUGAUGGACAGGAUGACCGACAAGGUCCGUUGGUGCUUAACGAUGUAACCAUAUCGAUGUUCCGAGACUGAUUGCACCGUUGUUCUGCCGCAGAUACGCGCGCUCAAGUAUCAACGUAGAAAGCUGCGUUGCGCUUUACUCAACUCGCCUGAGAAGAAGAAAUACAAGUGAGUCAAGCUGGCGGUGGCAAUCCUCCUCACCCGCACAAACCAAAUUGACCAUCUGGUAUUUUGCCCAUCGACUAGACAAUACAAGGAGGACGAGUCGGACAUCGAAGACGACUGGAUCAUCUCGCACGAGGAGCAACUGGUCGUUCUUGAGCGCGAAAAGAUCAAGAAGCGAUUCGAGAAGGAUAACCUCAAGCGCGCCGAAGCCGACGAGAAGCCGCUGCCCGCUUCUGAGCUCAAGCAACGGCUCGAGGCCGCGGACGAGCUCGAGAAGACGCUCAAGGCGGAGCGCAAGAAGGGGUGGAAGGAGACCAGGUACAGCGACGAAAAGUUGAUCGCGCAGAUUGAGAAGAUGGACGAGAGAAUCUUGGUCGCCAAGACCGCGGCGACGGAUCGUGAUGAGGGCAAGGAGGUUUCGCUCGGAACGUCUAAGAUCAAUUAUAUCGACAGUCGUAUCACGUGAGUCACUUCGAUGUCUUGAAUGGGUCGCUUGCGACUUCUGACGAAAGUGAUGUUGCUCGCUUUGUAGGAUUGCGUGGUGCAAGAAACACGAUGUGCCGCUCAACAAGGUCUUCUCCAAGACGCUCGUCGACAAGUUCACCUGGGCGCUCGACACUCCGGCCGACUUUGUGUGGUAG